Sparassis crispa is the source of this 1461-nucleotide messenger RNA. RefSeq lists its product as hypothetical. Bases 1 to 1461 code for a protein of 486 amino acids. The record is from RefSeq and is a predicted model, not a curated record. The transcript has 2 exons. NCBI's taxonomy places the organism in Eukaryota, Fungi, Basidiomycota, Agaricomycetes, Polyporales, Sparassidaceae.
AUGGUUCUCUAUUCUGCAUUCAAGUGGAUUCAAACAACUGUUUCGGGUUUGUUCAGGCCAGUUGAGAGGCAGUACCAUGUUCGAGCACUACUCGGAGCAUCCUCGAUGAGCGAGCACUGUCCGAUGGUGGUCGAUUUCAUGGCACUGCACGAGCUACUUCGGCCCCAAUCACAGGACUUGGAGUGGUUCUGCAACUUCUCCAUCAAAUACACUCUGGAAAGCGGGUCUUCACUGAUGGAUAAUCCUGCAUUUGGUGGCAUCCUCACUGAAGCUCCUGCAUUCGAGACCUCACUUAGUUGCCGGGACAAGCUCGUCGAGAUGGAAGAAACAGAAUUCUACAUGAGUUUGUUGUCCGCCGCCAGCAAAUUACCCGCGGACGAUGUCCUCGUGAUAGCCCUUAUAGGGGUGAAUGUUCCUAGUGAAGGCGCCUUCGAAAUCCUCCCUGGCGAUCCCGAUCUUCGCUGUGGUGCCGAAAAUGUAGAAGAAUGUGUUCGAGAGGCCAAGUGCACCGUAGUGCUCAUCAAUACUGCCUGUGAUCCUGAAUUCUGGAAAAGUCCCCGCUGGACACUCGUAACGACUGCCGACUCGCUUUCUGGAACGUCUCCCAAGGAUAACGCGGGUCAAGAGGGCGUCUUCGCCAAAGCCCUCCGCGCUAAGCACGUGUAUGAGAAUGCGUGCCAUACAUCAUCUUCCCAUGACUGUGGGAUACCCGGAGGCUUUGCAUCCGCACACAACAAUGGGUUUAGAUUGGACGAAGAUGGAAAGCAGGGGAUUGCUGGUUAUCCUACUUGUGCUCUCACCAACAUCUUUUCUCGGUUCGGAGGGUGCAGGGACACAUCGGGGUCUCGUUUUCCACUCACUGGAUUGGACUCCUGUUCCCUCUCCUCGUUCGCAGCUCUGUCACACCCUGGUCGCCUCUUAUGCUGCAUCUCACCCUCGCAGCGCACCAAGAUGUAUCCCUCCCCACCUCCGAGUCCGCCUUCGUACAUACCUCUAACACGGGCGGAGGAAGACGAGCUGCUCAAGUUGUGCAAGCAGUAUCGCUUAACGGAGAAGAACGUCUCGUGGUCCGCUUCCGAGGAGGAUGUGUCCAUGUAUAGUGACAUGUACAACCAGUCGAAGCUCCCGGAUCCGUACAAGGAUGACCUCUUUAGGACCCUGCGGGAUCGUGCUCGGCAGAAUGACCGUGCUUUUGGCAUCGCGGUGGCGUUGGGGUGGACUGAUGGUGCAGACAAGCUGGGUCGGCCAAUUGUGCUGGCAAGGGCUGACAUAUCACAGACGGAGAUGCUGGAAUUAUGCGAGCAAGCGGAGGAAAGUGGGUGUUGUGUGUCGAUCCUAAAGACCAGGAGAAAGUAUGAUACUGCCUGGCUGCAGGCGGCAUAUUGGCUCGCGAAGGUUUGGGAUAUGUCUGGGAAACCACUUCUAGCACACGAAGAUUGGGGAAGAGCAGCCUUGAUGUGA